UCCUUCCCGCGAGCCCUGAGGCUCAACAGGCCCGCUCCCCGCCCGUUUUAGUGUGGAAGUUGGAGUCUGCUAGGCCCGGACUGAGGUUCUGCCAGGGGUUCCCCAGAGUCCGCUUUUGCGGAACCUGCCGCCGCCAUGGGCCCGCUGCGCUACCCGCUGCUGCGCUGGGGCGGGAGGCUGAGGGCGUCCGCGGGAAGCCAGCUGCAGCUCGCGACCCGCCCCCGCGGCCACCCCUUGCAGGCCAGCCCGGCCAAGAGGCCCCGGGCCGCGCAGGAGGACCCCGGCACGCCGCCCACGUCGCCGCUCAGCCCCGAGCAGCUGGUCCGCAUCCAGAGGAACAAGGCCGCCGCCCUGCUCAGGCUCGCCGCGCGCAACGUGCCGGUGGGGCUGGGCGAGAGCUGGAAGCAGCAGCUCAGCGGAGAGUUCGGGAAGCCGUACUUUGGCAAGCUCAUGGGGUUUAUUGCAGAAGAAAGAAAGCACCACACGGUGUAUCCACCCCCCCACCAAGUCUUCACCUGGACUCAGAUGUGUGACAUAAGAGAUGUAAAAGUUGUCAUCUUGGGACAGGAUCCCUAUCACGGACCCAGUCAAGCUCAUGGGCUUUGCUUCAGUGUUCAGAGACCAGUUCCACCUCCACCCAGUUUGGAAAACAUUUAUAAAGAACUGUCUACAGACAUAGAUGGUUUUGUUCAUCCUGGUCACGGAGAUUUAUCUGGGUGGGCCAAGCAAGGUGUUCUCCUACUCAACGCUGUCCUCACCGUCCGGGCACAUCAAGCCAAUUCUCAUAAGGAAAGAGGCUGGGAACAGUUCACGGAUGCAGUUGUGUCCUGGCUGAAUCAGAACUCCAGUGGCCUUGUCUUCCUGCUCUGGGGCUCAUAUGCUCAGAAGAAGGGCAGUGCCAUCGAUAGGAAGCGGCACCACGUGCUGCAGACAGCUCACCCCUCCCCGUUGUCAGUGUACAGGGGGUUCUUUGGGUGCAGACAUUUCUCUAAAACCAAUGAGCUGCUGCAGAAGUCUGGCAAGAAGCCCAUCAACUGGAAGGAUCUGUGACCCUGAACCGAGGUGGGGCCUCCACUGGCGUCAGAGUGUUUGCAGUUAUGAAGUUGAGUUGAAAAGAUAAUUUCCCUGAUAAUCGUUAAGCACUCUGUAGAAAGAGAAAGUGUCAGUUCCGCAGCUAUGAGCCAGGCCGCAAGGAGCCGCAGCUUCAGCCAGCCAGAAAGAUGGCAGCACGCCGCCGUGGCUGCAGUGUGGCUUUGGCUUAAACAAGCCGUCACUCAAGCCUCAGGAAGGAGGGGGUCAGACACUUCUCCACUCUGUUAGCCUGCUUGAUGGCAAAGUAGGGUGCGGGGAUCCCCUUUUGGUGCCUAUUGCUACGCGUUUUUACCUGUUAGGUCAGACUUAGAUUAUAAAGUGAUAAGUUUUUUUAUUUAGAAAGGCCUCCCUUGGCCUUCCACACAGCCACGGGCCUCCUUGAAAGAAGCAUCUUUUUUGCAAGUUCCAAAACUAGCCCUGAGAUUGGGGAUCAGCUACCUGGUUGUAAUAGAGAAGAACGUGCCCAGGGAAUGAUCCUCAAGGAUGAAGAGGCAGAGGCAAGCUGGUUAUUGCUCAUGCCUUACUCUGAAUGUUUCUAGGAAUAAGCUGUGAAAGUUGAACAAGAAGAAAGGGGUUUGUGGGGACUUUUGUUUUGUUUUGUUUUUUUUAAGAAGAAAUGUUUUCUCCUAGGUGUAUCCUGAUUUGGGGUUUUUAAGGCAGUAUUGACUGCCUGCCAAAUGCUGUUUUAUAGACUGGAACACUGGAGAAUUUUUUCCUUUAUAAUGUGUAUAUAUUUGUUUAAUCCCUUGUUUAAGAGACAAUCUUUGUUCUGUAGCGACAUCCUAGAUCCUGUUAAAGAUAGUUUUUGCUCUUAGCUGGGUGAGAGUUUAAACCUAUCUGAAUCUGGUAAUAAAGAUUG
Condylura cristata (star-nosed mole) is the source of this 1951-nucleotide messenger RNA. It is a transcript of the gene UNG, whose product is annotated as uracil-DNA glycosylase. Gene Ontology annotation, molecular function: uracil DNA N-glycosylase activity. Gene Ontology annotation, biological process: base-excision repair, AP site formation via deaminated base removal; base-excision repair. The coding region runs from base 136 to 1050 and encodes 304 amino acids. NCBI's taxonomy places the organism in Eukaryota, Metazoa, Chordata, Mammalia, Eulipotyphla, Talpidae. The transcript is spliced from 6 exons. The record is from RefSeq and is a predicted model, not a curated record. Gene Ontology annotation, cellular component: mitochondrion; nucleus.